This is a messenger RNA of Radiomyces spectabilis, 1437 nucleotides long. RefSeq lists its product as uncharacterized. The record is from RefSeq and is a predicted model, not a curated record. Bases 141 to 1361 code for a protein of 406 amino acids. The transcript is spliced from 2 exons. Gene Ontology annotation, molecular function: protein binding. Lineage: Eukaryota; Fungi; Mucoromycota; Mucoromycetes; Mucorales; Radiomycetaceae.
CGAGCAAAAACAGCUCGCUAUAAAUGGUUACGACUCGCUUUAUCAAUUACCAUAAACUUUCAUUGCUUGCUUUUUUUUAUCAUUUCUUUGUUUCCAGUCUUUUUUUUCUUUCUUUCUAAUAUUCUCCUUCCUUUAAAGUCAUGGAGUGCUAUCAGAGCUGCGCGCUUCCACCAUUACCACAUUAUAAAAGUAGCGUUUUGGACGCCCCUCUCAUAGACGCUUUUCAAUCCAUCGUACAAGAAAUAAUCUCCGGCGACCUUCAACAACGAUUACAAAAAGCCAUGGAUGCAAUUCUCGAAUCAUGGAGUGCUCGACAUGAUUCUCUAAUUGAUCAAUUAAACCUACAGGUGGAGGUACAACGGACGCUACAGAGUACCAUUGAAACACAAGCGCUGCGGUAUCAGAAAGCUGUACGCGAAACGUAUUUCUAUCAAACCAAAUAUGAACAAGCUGCUAAUGCGUAUGCACGCAUGAAACGACGUCAAAAUGAUCGUCGCAACUCAUAUAACAGUUACGAGAGUUGUGUUUCUUCUUUAUCUUCUUAUUCUACCAUGGGUGCCCGAUCUAGAAUUUACUCUGAAGACGACGAUGAUUCUGACCGUUGCACUCCAUACCCCUCGUCUUUAGCCUCUCCUACCUUGUCCUUACCGCCCAUUUCUCCUCUUUUGCCGCUACCUUCUUCGCCAUCCUGGCUUGACCAGGUCACACCUUUGAGGCCCGAUUCGCCGACACUCAUGCCAAAUUUCCCAGCCGAAAGCAAUGAGGAUGAACUCCCUGACCAAGGCACUCCGCCGGAACAGGAAGAAAAUGGAUCGCUUCAAUUCGCUUGUGGUGAUGGUUUCUGGGAUACAAUUGCUCGCGGAAAAGGCGAAAAAGAAGAAGUUGACAGACUCAUCAGGUAUGGUGCUCUGACAGAUUGCAAUUAUCUUCGACGAGGCGGUCGACCCAACGUUGCCAAAAUUUCAGCCACGGUGAAAUCGGUCAAAGAAGGCUACAGCUUGAUCCAUGCUUUGAUUGCGAUAAAGAACACAAGUGCACUUCAGCGUGUGAUUGAAGCCGGUGCCAAUCCCAAUGUCUUGCCACUCACGACUCAUGCCAACGAUAAGAUCAGUCCGCUUGUUUUGGCCGCAAAAAUAGGCUAUCUCAACGGCGUACGAUUACUGCUGGAACGGACGAAUGCCGACAUCCUAUCUCGAGGUCCACAGCAAGAAACCGCUCUUCACGCUGCAGUGGAACACGAUAACCCCGAAAUCGUUACCUAUCUCAUACGUCAAUCAAAAUUUACGUUGCUCGAGCAAGUGGAUGCCGCAGGUAAAAAUGAAAUUAUGGUUUCGUUAGGAUUGAACAAGCUGGAACAAUGAAAAAAAAAAGCUAACGCGCAAAAACUGGAAAUUUUAGGUGCUACUGCACUCCAUUAUGCAUGCAUGGCGGGGAAAA